This is a messenger RNA of Cynocephalus volans (Philippine flying lemur), 1301 nucleotides long. RefSeq names its product coiled-coil domain containing 28A (gene CCDC28A). NCBI's taxonomy places the organism in Eukaryota, Metazoa, Chordata, Mammalia, Dermoptera, Cynocephalidae. The coding region runs from base 9 to 836 and encodes 275 amino acids. The transcript is spliced from 6 exons. The record is from RefSeq and is a predicted model, not a curated record.
GGGAGGCAAUGCGGUGCCGAGGGCGGAGGCUGGAGCGACGCUGGUGGAGCAGGAAGAGGCAGGGCUCCAGCCCGGGGCACGGAGGCUCCGCCUCCUCACAUCACUUCCGUAAACAAAGAGAGCUGCGGAGGCGCGGCACCCAGGAUGUGACCCCGGCUGUAGCUGCAGCGGCGGAGGGUUGGGAGGCUCCCGGCUAUUUGCGGGCUGAGGAAGGGGCCCUCGAUCGCUUUCUUCCUCAGAUCUUAAGAAGCUGGCCUUGGUGCAGUAAGAAACUUAAAGCAAUGGAAGAGCGAAAAGUGAAGAGGAGGAGUCCUAAGUCUUAUAGUGCCCACUGUACUCAGGUUGUUAAUGCCAAAAAAAAUGCCAUUCCAGUUAGUAAAAGCACAGGGUUUUCAAAUCCUGCAUCACAGUCAACUUCACAGCGACCAAAGUUAAAAAGAGUAAUGAAAGAAAAGACCAGACCUCAGGGUGGAGAAGGAAAAGGUGCUCAGUCUACUCCGAUUCAGCAUUCCUUCCUCACUGAUGUCUCUGAUGUUCAGGAGAUGGAAAGAGGACUGCUAAGUCUUUUGAAUGAUUUCCACUCUGGAAAACUUCAAGCAUUUGGAAAUGAAUGUUCCAUUGAACAGAUGGAACAUGUUCGGGGAAUGCAGGAGAAAUUAGCUCGCUUGAAUUUGGAGCUCUAUGGGGAGUUAGAGGAACUUCCUGAGGAUAAGAGAAAAACAGCUAGUGACUCCAAUCUGGAUAGGCUCCUGUCCGAUUUAGAAGAAUUGAAUUCAUCCAUACAAAAACUCCAUUUGGCAGAUGCACAGGAUGUUCCAAAUACCUCUACCAGCUAAAAUGAAAUGCAGUUUGCUUUCUUGUGAUUUGAAGAGAAGCAGCGUUCUUUACUUUUCCAGCUGAAUCCAGUAGCAGAAUCAUCUUCCACAAUAAGAAAUUAAAGCAAUUAAAAUACAAGUGCAAUGAUUGUUUUCACAUACUUGCUUUUAGUAAAUUUCACUCACUGUAAUUCACCAUAACUGGAGGCCUAGGCCUUGUUGAAGGCUUAAUCAGGAAGUGUGAUGCAGAGGUUGUGCUGCUAUGCUUUAUUUAUAUUGUUGCCUUAUGGAGUUAUACUUGAAAUGUGUUGUGCUAAAUGUUCUUGAUAGGGCUGAAGGAUUUAGCCUUCCUGAGCUCACCAAACUUAUUCCAGUGUUGAUCAUGAGUUGAUGAUGCACAGGCUUCUUGUGGCAGCCCAGCUUCAGUUUACAUUAGACAAUCAGUACACACGCUGGUGUGUUUUCCAGUGGCGAGUGACAACAAAA